UCCCAGGGGAGUGGAGCGCGGGCCAAGCCCCUCAUCAGGACGGCAGCUGAGAUCUGAUGUCUGGGGACUUGGCCAGCAGGGGGGUGUCCCGCAGGCUCCACACGGUCCUGGUGUCGGCCUGGGUUUCCUGGUGUCGGGCUUUGCGGGGGUGCGGGGGGAAGCGGGCAAGAGCUCACCGAAUCAAAUGCCAGGCUCGCCAGGAAACACCCUCACAGAUGCACAGAAAUGCAGGUGACACACAGAAGUAACCACCGCGGACACGGCGCCCGCCCGCCGGGACGGAUGGAGGGCCGGGCUGAGGAGGCCUGCCUUGGCCCUCCCUCCAGAGCCUGGCCUGGACCCGCCCGGCCACCGAGCCAGGGCACAGCUCGGGACCCCAAGAUGCUGUGGCCGCUGUCUCCCCUCCAAGGUGACUCAUUUGAUAAAGGACAGACCUUUCAGGCCCAUUAAGCACUUUCAAUAAAAACUGGGCCCUGGCUGGAAAUCCCCCUCAAAAUCCCCUACAGGGCUCCGGAGACCAACUUCCUCCACCAGAGGCAGCUGAGGGCUGUGACGCCCGCACCACCUGCCCCUCUCCGCUCUGGCCGAGGCCCCGAGCGCCACCCUGCCUGCCCUGCGGGAGCAGCUGGGCAGGUGGGGAAGCCAGUCUGGGCGCCACCCCCCUCCCCCCACAGGCUGCUGGAGGGACUGCAUCCCCACAGAAGCCCUUCCACAUCCCCUCCGGCCCUUCUGGCCUCGGCCCUCACCGCCCCCACCCCACUGAGGGGCACUCUGGGCACUCAGGCUCCCGUGGCCAGCGCUUCGGCUCUUGUCUGGGCUGGGAGGCAAAAGGGAGCGUGUGUGCCAGGACUGACGGACGAGGUGGGGGCAAUCCUGAGGCUAACUCACCCUCCAGGGCCCCACGACCCACCCCCACCUGCACGUCCCUCCUCUGGGAAUCCCUGGACACCCGGGUCAGGUUGUCUCUGGAGAAGGAGUCUCGGACAGCCAGCUGGGGGCCCCGGGGGCACGGUGUCUGGCCUGGGGAGCGCCAGCGCCUUCCCAGCCCUGCGUCCUGGGCCGUGCCGCGGUGGCUAGGGCGAGGCCCCUGGAGGCUGUCAGAGGGGCCCGGACGGCCGCCUCCCGUGGCCCCCAGAGCAAGCUCACCUUCCACCUCGCAUUGACUUAGAAAACAACAAAGAUGGUCUUAUGGGCUGAGUUACGUCCCCCUAAGAUCCAUGCCGAAUACGACUGUGGAGACGAGGCCUUUACAGAGGGGAUCGAGUUGAAGUGAGGUCACUGGGGUGGCCCCGAACCCACAUGACUGUGCCCGUGUGAGGAGGGGACAUGACACAGACAUGCACGGAGGCACGGCCGGGUGAGGACACGGGACAGGACAGCCUCUACCAGAGAGAGGCGUCCAGGGCUGGGAGAAGUGUCUGCUCAGAAGCCCGAGGACACGAACACAGGUUCCUAGUUUCCCCCAAAACGUGUCUUCUCCCCAGUAAGCUAAUGGUGUCCUCCCGAGCCAGGAGGAACGGGUCCCUCCCUGGUGGAGAGUCUGAGUGCUCCUGUGGGACCCCAGGUCAUGUGCACGGAGUCCUUGGUGGACACAGAGACUUCUGGAGACAUGUCCCACAGAACUUCCUGUUUUGGGCCAGCCCAGAAGUACCAUGAGACACUUAAGGAGAAAUAUUUCAGUACUUCUGCUAUCUGACCUCAGCCAAAACCAGGAAGUGCAGGGAAGCGUGGAAAGGAGGCAGAAGACGCUGAAGAGAACAUCCAGAAAACACACUGACGUUUGUGUUCUCUAAAGACGGUUCCAGGUAUUUUUCUCUCGCCGUACUCCCUGCAGAACGCCCUUUUCUUUUGGACUCAAGAGCUAAGACCACAUCCAGGGGCGCACGCGCAGACCAGGAGGGAGGCCAGGGGCCGACGGCUAGCUCGGGGGGCGGCCUCCAGAGGGGAAGUUACAGAGAGAGAUCAGAGCAGUCAGGGGCACUGUGACGGCCCCUCGGCCCCACAUUCUCAGAGGCAGAGGCGUGGGGCUGGGCCUGUGCCUUCGAGGAGCUUCAGGGGGUCCUGGGAGACGCUGCACAGAGACAAGACCCAUGAGGUUGAGAGGCGGACGUCCUCUCGGGCAGCCCAGCCAGCGUGACCUUCAGCCAGAGUCACAGGGAACCAGACUUACCACAGGCCCCGACCAACAAGACGCAGGAGGGCCUGGAAGCCAUGGUCGGGGGGGAGGUGCAGAGAGAGCAUCUGGGGUCCCCCCAGUGGCCCUCCUUGGGGCUGCGGGGCCUCUGGAGGGACCCUCGCUUUGCACCUCAGUUCCUCGCUUACAAACGACAUCCUAGCGCCUACCGUAAAGGACUGAACGUGUCCUCCCCAGAUUCACGCUGGCAUAUUCUAACCUCCAGUACCUGGGGAUGUGACCCUAUUUGGCAUCAGGGUCUCUGCAGAUGUGAGCCUGUUGAAACAAGGUCACUGGGCUGGGCCUGCUCCACGGACUGGCGUCCCUCUACAACACGGCGGUGUGCACGCAGGCACAGGGGAGCACGUCUCGUUGAGGAUUCGGGCAGCGAUGGACGGAGGCCUCUACAGGCCGAGCAACCGCCGAGCCGUCAGCAAACGCCAGCAGCUAAGACAGCACGGGACACUCUCCCUCGCGGCCUCAGGAGGAAGCCAGCCUCCCGAUCCGUGACCUUGGACUCGUGGCCUCGACUAUGGGAGUCUGCUGUGUGGUCGGUGGUGGCACCACGGCGAUGUUCCGGGUCCACAGGGACAGAGCUCCAGCCUUUGCCAAGUCUACUCCGUCAUCAGAGAUGGGGACCUGUCGGCCUCUCAGACAUCCAAAGCAACACACCUGUGGCUCCUGAAGCAGCUCCCCAGAGGUCGUACAUACACUCGGGGAGCACAGGUUCAGGACCUGAGGUCACAUGUGCACUCAGGGAGCACGGGUUCAGCCCCAGAGGUCACGCGGGUACUCAGGGAGCAGGGGUUCAGGACCUGAGGUCACAUGUGCACUUAGGGAGCACAGGUUCAGGACCCGACUGGAGCCCCACGGCCACCUGGGGGAGCUGGGCCUGUCUCUUUGGGGAUGUCUGUUAUAGAAAGCCCCUGUUCACACGUGGGCGAACCCUGAGCACACAAACACCUAGAGUGUCCCCCUCCCCCCACUAA
Messenger RNA from Neofelis nebulosa (Clouded leopard), 3162 nucleotides. RefSeq lists its product as uncharacterized. The record is from RefSeq and is a predicted model, not a curated record. NCBI's taxonomy places the organism in Eukaryota, Metazoa, Chordata, Mammalia, Carnivora, Felidae. Bases 2212 to 3162 code for a protein of 316 amino acids. The transcript has 2 exons.